AUGCGUGAUGACUUCCGGACAGAAAUGACGAGAAUCAGGGCCGAGAUAACUCGCAAUGUGGAUAUGGUCAAUGCACACGUCCGGGCCCUGGAUCAAAGGCUUCGUAUCAUAAGCCAGAGUGUUUCGACCGCCGAAGGAUAUCCAAUCGUCUUGCGCCAACAAUUUCAUGCGAUCGACGUGAAACUGAACGCUCUUAACGACGACUCUAUCACCGCACAAGGAAAACUCGACCGUAUCAGUCACGCUCUCACAGCGACAAAUGAUGCCAGUACUCUGGCAGGAUGCGUCAAUGUCGUGAAGCGGAGCCUCACGGCGGCAAACGGCAACCCCAUCAUCCUUCAUGAACAGCUGGACCCUAUCAGCCAGGCACUGACCAACAGCGACGACCCCCACACGGUGACCGCGCGCCUUGAGACGGUUACGCGCAGCCUCACAGCCGCAGACGGUAAUCCUGUGCUUCUGCGUGAGUCACUUGAUACCAUCAAUCGAGCACUCACAAACCACGACGAUGUGACCACCGUAGCUGGACGUCUCAAGGUGGUCAAGCGGAGCUUAACGCCUGCCAACGGGAAUCCCAUCAUCCUCUAUGAACGACUAGAUGCCAUUCAUCGAGUCCUCACAGACUGGGCCGAUACGAAUACCAUGGCGGGACGCCUGGAGACGGUCAGGCAAAGCCUUACGACUGCAGAUGGUAACCCUGUCUCCCUUUACAAUAUUGAUCGGAGAGUCACCACGGUCACACGGGUCCUCAUGGAUGAGGACGAAGGGCUGAUGGCUCGGUUUAAUACUAUCCGCCAAACACUUGCAGACCCCGGCGAUCCUACUACUGUAGCCGGACGACUGGAGACGGUCAGGCGGAGCGUGACGACCGCCGACGGGAAUCCGGUGAUCCUCCAUGAACGACUCGACACCAUCAGCGAAGAACUCACAAAUCGGGACGCCGUAGAUACCGUGGCCGGACGCCUGGAGUGGGUCGGACGGAUCCUGACCACCGAGGAUGGGGAGCCGAUCCUCUUACAACAAUACCACCAUGACACUCGGCGACGUCUCGAGGAGGUUUUCCGGCCGCUUCAAACAGAGCUUCGAGCAGGCCACUUUAAUAGCGCCGCCCGCGCGGUUAAUGCGAAGAUUACCUGCUGCACGACGCCCAUCUACCCCUUUCACGGCGUCAACAAUCAGCGAAUACCAGGGUUCCCCCCCACGUACCUUCACCUGAAAGGACUCAAUGUGGCGCCAGCAGGCUUCAAGGCGGGGGAAGACGUGUAUGGCGAAGGAGAUGUAUACUUUAGACAAGCGCAGUGGCCUAUUGAUCCCAGUGUCAAAACCAUCGAGCACAUUCAUCAGGAGUAUGGCGACAAGGGAGAUGUGGGUGUCGCUGCCGCGUAUCUUGAACGAGAUUGUACUAAAGUCCUGACUCCCGUCAAUGUCGUGGGGAGCCUGUGGCGGCAACUUAUGGGUUCGAGAGCUCCUAUCUCUGACCGAGUAGCCGACAUAUUCAAUGAGAACCGCCCUGACUCCAAGCAGCCGGGCAUUGAAGAAAUGACAGAGUUGCUGAAGGAAAAGCUGAGCAGUUUCGACCGUUGUUUCAUCAUCAUUGAUGGCCUAGACGGAUACUAUGACAGUGAGGCCGAGCAGAUACUACUGCUUGAGACACUGUUCGCAUUAAUCGAUCAUGUCAACAUUCCGGUGACAUCUGACAGAACAGACCGAGAGGAGAUGUCUGAAGGCCUACAUUUCACUGUGACUGUCCAAGCCCGAGAAGUUGAAGAAAUGGUUCAUGGCGAAUUGACGUCGCUCUCGCAAGAUCAGCUCUUGUCCUGGAGCGUGAAUGAUGCAGCCAGCAAGAUCUCAAAAGCGACAGGCAAUUGCUGGCUGCUUGCCAAUUUACGUCUUGAUCGAAUUCGAUCUGUCAACAGCGCCGCAGAGGGCGACGUGAUAUUGCAUGAUCCACCCCAAACGCUACCUGAGGCGCAUUUGAAGGCGACUGCCAGUGUAAAGGAACAGCCUCUGGCAAGGCAGCAGAUGGCCAGCAAGGAUCUGAAGGCAGCUUGUGCCCAUCUCACCCUUGUCGAUGAAGACCGAGACGUCAUCAGGUUCAUCCAUCCCUCAACAAGAAGCUUCAUAUCAUCAAGCAGCCUCGUGGGUAGCACGGACGCCAAUCUAGCCCUGGCUCAAGAUUGUCUCGAGUAUCUUCUGCAUCCUCAAUUUGAAGAUCCAUUCCAGCUGCGAAAAAGUCAAAUGCGAGUCACGGUGAAACGAUAUCCUUUCCUCGCAUACGCAGCCAUGUGCUGGGCGGAGCACUGUUGCAAAGCUGAGGCGAGAUCUUCGUCGCUGGACGACAACAUCGCCGAGCUACUCAAUGAUCCACCGAAGGUGGCAUUCUUGCUAGACGUAGUGGACUUCUGCAAAGUCGGCGGCGGACGAGGCGCGGCCGACAUGGCCCGUGGAGCUUCGGGCCUCUGGAUCGCCGCCUCCUGCGGGCUAGAGGUCGUUGUACAGAAACUCCUAGAUCUCGGAGCCGAGGUGGACGCGAAAGACACGUCGCCGAAGCUGUCUCCUCCGGAGCAGGCGGUCCGGCGAGAGCAUUUCGGCACGACAUCGUUGCUGGUCGAGGCCGGAGCGGCAGCGACUGGCAUUGAUCUCCACUUCGCGGCGUACCAUGGGCAAGCGAAGUUGGUGCACCGCAUGCUCGAGCGUGGAGCGCCUGCCAACGUCCGUCCGAGCGGAUCGACGAGGUGGAAUCCGGUUGAAGUAGCAUUGCUGCACGAACAUACCGAGACUGCGAGUGUCCUGUUUGAUUUUGGGGCAAAGUUCCAGGGCCCGAUUCAGUUUAUCGACAUGUGGGACAUGAUGCUCCCGACGGUUCUGAAUGCGGCCUGCCGACAUAUUGUCCUGUGCCUUCGCAUCUGCCUUCAGGCUAUCCCCGAGGAUGAUGGGAUACUCUUGACUGGCGAGGAUCCACCAGGCCUGAAGGCUUGCUCGGCUGGAUGGCAGGCGAUGCCAUGGUGCUUCGCGGGUCUCUAUCAGUCCUUGAACCUUUGUUUUCGAAAGGCCACGGUCUCCGAUGCGACGCCAAUGGAUAGUGUCUUCCGCGCGGCUGGGAGUGCUCUUCGAUGCCAGCAGCUGGACCACUUUGACUAUAUCGUGGACAAAUACCUUGAUAUCAACUACCUUUAUCGGGGCUCAGAUGGGCUCCUUUCGUUGGCGGUUGAAGCCGGGUAUCCGAGAGUGGUUGAGAAGCUUCUUGUGGCUGGCGUGAAGGUGAGAACGAUGGACUUGCACGUCUCGGUGUCGGGUGGAAACAAAGACGACGACUCCAAGUCCCUCUUCCACAGCCUUCUGAGCAAAAUCGACGACCUGAAUGCCUUGGACGGCUUGGAGCUGGAGACCUUACUCGCAGUAGAGCCUGAUGUGGCACGACGACCGGUGAAUGCGACCCAGCUGAUUCCGUUCUGCAUCCGGAAGAAAUAUGACUUCAACGAAGACGCCAUCGAAUUGACCGCCGAGUUAGAGUCCAUCAUCCACAUCCUCACCGCCAACGGGGCAGACUUCAACGCGCCGGUGGAGGAGACGAUGCCGUUGCCCAUGGCCGUGGCGAAGGAGUCGGAGGGCCUGGUGAAGCUCCUGCUGCUCAAAGGGGCAGACCCCAACGGCCGUGGUUGGCAAGGACUUACCGUUUUGCAUGAAGCAGUUCAGAAGAAGAACGCGGAAAUCGUUGAGAUGCUGCUCGAUCACAAAGCACGGCCAAACGUCGUGGACCACCACGGACACGCGUCUCUGCAUGAUGCCAUUGCGAGCGGUCUCUCAGAGAUCGCGAUCCAACUCCUGAAGAAGGGGGCAAGCCCGGCCGUCCGCGAGCGAUGGGGCAAGAUAGCCAUGAGCGAGUGCCAUGGAAAGGUCAACGCUGAGGCCAUGGAACUUCUCAGGUCGUCAGUUACCCAGUACGAGGAGGGCGAGACCGAAUGGCAUCGCGUCGUCACGCAGCUGAAGUCCACCACCGCCCUCGAGAAGCUACAACGGUGCCCUGACGCCAACGUGAAGAGCAGCUACGGAGAAAGCCUGCUGUACCGCGCGGCCGACAAAGGCCGCACGGCCAUCCGUGAAAUCCUGCUCUUCAAACAGGCCGAGGUUGACAUCGCAGAAGCGGGCCGUGUGGACGUCGCCAAACCUCUUCUCACCUGGGGCGCGAACGUGGACCACAUCGACUACUACGGCAUGACGGCGCUACAUAGAGCCGCGCCGGGAGGGCGCAAGGCCGUCACGAAAUUACUUCUGCAGCAAAAAGCCGACUUCAAGAUCGAAGAUGGGAAGGGGUUCACGGCACCCCGCCUUGCCGCCAUGCGAGGGCAUCUGAGCGUCGUGAAGCUCAUUGUUGAGGAGGAUGGUGACGCCGCCACCGUCGUUGUGCGCCAAGCGGACACUCGCACGUCCUGCCUGCACGUCGCAGCCGAGCACAGACACGGUGGCAUUGUCCGCUGGCUCAUGAAGCUGGGCUGUCCACCCGACACGGAGGAGAGCGGCGGUUUCACGCCCCUCGGAUACGUAUCCAUUGUGUGCACCCUGCUGGACCACGGCGCGGACGUGCUGGGGAAGGGAGGGAUCAUGGGGCCCCUGUACAUGGCUAUCGACCACGGCCGUACGGAUGCCGACGCUGAAACGAGCACCCUGGUAGUGUGCCAGACGCUACUGGAGCGCGGGGCAGACGUUCACCAGUCGAGUCUUUUCGGUAGUACGCCCCUCGACGCGGCGGUGUCGUCGGGGUACCUCCACGUCGCGAAGCUGCUGCUGGACGCUGGCGCCGGCAGGCCGCGGCCGCAGGGGCCCGUGGCCAAGGCGGCUGGCAAGGGCGACACGGCCAUGGUACGACUGCUGCUGGACUCCGGGUUCACGGCGGACGACGUCAAUCCCCACUCCGGCAGCGCGGACACGGAGCUAUCGGCGGCGGCGGCGGCGGGUAGCCACGUGGACGUGCUGAAGCUGCUGCUGAGUCGCGGGGCGGACGUCAACGCUCUUCAAGGCGGCGGAGAAGGGUCAGCUGGAGGCAUUGAGGGUGCUGUUAGCGGCCGAGGAGACGGGGUCUGGAUCGCCACAUGGAGUCGUAUGGGGCGACGGUGA
This is a messenger RNA of Cladophialophora immunda, 5115 nucleotides long. RefSeq lists its product as uncharacterized. The record is from RefSeq and is a predicted model, not a curated record. Gene Ontology annotation, molecular function: protein binding. NCBI's taxonomy places the organism in Eukaryota, Fungi, Ascomycota, Eurotiomycetes, Chaetothyriales, Herpotrichiellaceae. The transcript has 10 exons. Bases 1 to 5115 code for a protein of 1704 amino acids.